UAAAAAAGUCAUGGAGCCACAGAGUAGUUUUUUUAAAGCCUCAAGUCAUAUUUUUCCCUCAGAUUGUUUCUGUGUCUUUCUUGUUGUCCUAACAGUUCAUUGGAUUUUUGUUCAUCCACAGGGUCACAUGACCCCGUGCAGGCAGCAACACCCCCCCACAACGCCCCAAUCCUAACAACAUGAUAUGAUCCUCAAACAUGCUGUGUGUUCAUGUGUGCUUGCAGCUGGGCGGACCAGGCCACGUUGUCCCGUGGACUCUGUCGCUAUGGAAACAGCGUGGAGUGCUGCUGGGGCUGGAAACAGUUGGACUGGGGGCGAUGUGAACCUCACUGCCAGCAGGGCUGUAAACAUGGAGAGUGUGUGAAACCAGACCAGUGCAAAUGUCACCCAGGAUACACGGGAAAGGCGUGUAACCAAGAUCUGAACGAGUGUGGCGUGAAGCCUCGGCCCUGCAAACACCGCUGCAUGAACACGCCAGGCAGCUACAAGUGUUACUGCGUGGACGGGUACGUGCUGCAGCCGGACGGCAGCUGCAGGAAUACCCAAACCUGUUACCAUGCCAACUGUCAGUAUGGCUGUGAGGUGAUCAAAGGGGCAGUGCGAUGCACCUGUCCAUCGCCAGGGUUACGCCUGGGUCCAGACAGACGCACCUGCGUCGACAUCGACGAGUGUUUCUUGGGUGGAGGCGUGUGUCCUCGUCGCAGAAAGUGCGUGAACACUUUCGGGAGCUUCAUCUGUAAAUGUCACCUGGGCUUCAGACUCGUGUACAUCAACGGGCGGUACACCUGUAUCGGUGAGGCUAAAACCCGUAAAAUAAAAUAAAAUGUGAUUUUACAGAGCUUUCAUUUCUUCUUAUACAUAAAUAUGUCUUAACUAUUCACAAAACUCCCUGCUAAGUCACUGUGGCUGUACAUAGACUCUUUAGCAUUUUAGCCACUG
Molecule: messenger RNA, 939 nt
Organism: Haplochromis burtoni (Burton's mouthbrooder)
Lineage: Eukaryota; Metazoa; Chordata; Actinopteri; Cichliformes; Cichlidae
Product: nephronectin-like
Exons: 5
Coding region: 211-822 (203 amino acids)
Molecular function (GO): calcium ion binding
Source: RefSeq, a predicted model, not a curated record